This is a messenger RNA of Schistosoma spindalis, 1839 nucleotides long. Lineage: Eukaryota; Metazoa; Platyhelminthes; Trematoda; Strigeidida; Schistosomatidae. The record is from the annotation of a GenBank genome assembly.
CUGAAUUGAAUAAUUUUCAAAUAUUAAAAUGUUUUAAUUUAUUUGUAAAAUAAAUUUAAAUCUAUUUAUAAAUUAUUCAUGAAUAUUUUAAAUUCAACAAUUCAAUAUGAUGAAAUUAUUGAAUCAAAUAUUGAUCCAAUAUGGUUAUGUACAUUAAUUCUACUUGGUUCUGUAUCAUUAUUAGGUACAAUUGGUAAUUUACUUGUAUUAGGUGUUUAUAUUCAACAACAUUUUUGGCCACAUUUACAUUUAAAAUAUAGACAAGUUUAUUAUAAUCAAAAAUUAAGUAUAUUAAAUACAAAUGAAUUAUGUUCUACAACAACAAGAACAACACCAUCCACUUAUCUUCAUGAUAAUAAUAAUAAUAAUAAUGAUCAUCCUAUUCAUCAUAUAAUACAAAUUCAUGAAUCUAAUGAACAAUUAUUUACUAAAACUACUGGUACACCAACAUUUUUUAUUCUUGUAUUAGCAUGUGUUGAUUUAAUGGUAUGUUGUUUUGUUGUACCAUUAACAUUCUAUAUGGAAUAUAUACAUUUACAACCAUCUACAGAUAUAUGGUGUAAAACACAUGCAUUUUUAAAUAUAUGUAAUAUAAUGUUUAGUUCAUUAUUAAUUAUAGCAAUUGCAUUAGAACGAUAUCUUACUAUAUGUCAUCCAUUACGUCGUAUAUUAACUAUGAAACGUGCUAAAUAUUUAACAUUAUGUUUAGCUAUAUUUUGUAUUAUAUAUGGUAUACUUGGUGCAUUACAUCAUAGUUUAGGUAUAACUAAUGAUGAACCAUAUAUAAAACAAUGUUGUGAUACACCAGAAAUACCAAAUGCUACAUAUAUAGAUAAAUUAACAUAUGAUAUAUUACAAAAAGGGAAUACAGCUAGUUUUAUAUUAUCAAUUCUAUCAGUGAUUAUAUUAUAUUCAUUAAUUUUACGAGUUGUUAUUAAAACACAUCGAGCUCAACGUUAUACACCAAUAAUCAAUAAUAAUAAUAAUAAUAUGAAUAUGAAUAUGAAUACUAUUUCAUAUAAACCUAUUAUAAUGGAUAAUACAAAAAUAUUAAAUAUCCAUCGAAAAAGUCCCAUUUCAUCAAAUGAUUUAAACAAUACUACUACUACUACUACUACUAAUAAUAAUAAUAAUAAUAAUAAUGAUAAUAAUAAUAAGAAUAGUACUACUGAUCAUACUACUGAUAAUACUACUGAUGAUCAUAAUAAUAUUGAACAUUUAAUCGAUAAUAUUCAACAUUUAAAUCAACAUCGUAAAAGUAUUACUAAUAGAAUAAAAAUGAAUUUAUCAAUAAAAAAUAUAACAGAAAGUACAUUAUGGAGAGAAAUACGUUCAGCUAGUGUAUUAUUUGUUGUAGCUGUUGUAUAUAUUAUUGUAUUUACACCAGCUUUAUUAACAGCUAAUAAAUUAGUACAAUUUAAUUUACUUGCAUAUAAUACAUAUUACUUAAAUAAUAUGUCAAAUCCAUUAAUUUAUUGUUUUAUGAGUAAUGCAUUUAGAAAAAAAUUAAAAAUUUUAUUAUUUAAUAAUAUUAUAUCAUAUAAAUGUUGUUCUAUUAAACAUAAUAAUAAAUUAUUUUAUCAUUCACAACAACAACAACGACAACAACAACAUCAACGACAACAGCAUGGACGAUUUCAUCAACCACCACCACAACAACAACAACAUCAACGUCGUAAACAACAUUUAAGAGCAAGAGAAUUAAUCAAUAAUAUUCGUAAUAAUAAUAAUAGUAAUGAUAACAAUAAUAAUAUGAAUAAUAAACAUAAAACUCAUAUAGUCAUUACUGUACUGUUUAAUGAUGAAAAUUGUAAAGAAAAACUUGGUGGUCAAACAUGA